Molecule: messenger RNA, 1011 nt
Organism: Hansenula ciferrii
Lineage: Eukaryota; Fungi; Ascomycota; Saccharomycetes; Phaffomycetales; Wickerhamomycetaceae
Gene: SPS4
Product: Sps4p
Exons: 1
Coding region: 1-1011 (336 amino acids)
Source: RefSeq, a predicted model, not a curated record
AUGUCAUUAUUCAAAUCAAAGAAAGACACUACUACUGCUACUGCUCCUACUGUUGAAGAAUCAACUCAAAUUGAAGAUGCUGCUGAUGCUCCAGUUGAAAAUGCUCCAGUUGAAGAAGAACCUCAAGCUGCUGAUGAUGAUGAACCUGCCAUCUGUCAAACUUCAGAACAUUUAAAAUCUUACCCAUUGAUUAAAGAAGCUGUUGAUAUGGAAAUUGUUAAAGCUAUUAGAGGUACUUCAAAUCCAAUUCUCAAACCAGUUGGUGAAUGGUUACACUCUCAAUCGUUUUUAAAACCAAUUAUCAGAAAUACUGAUGGUGUUGUUGUCUCUACAUUAGAUAAAGUUGAACAAACUGUUCCAUCAAUCAAAACUGUUACUUGGAAAGAUGUUGGUGAUUCAAUUGCUUAUCCUUUCAAACAAUCUUCUGUUGCAAUUGAAACUGCAAAACAUUCUAGUGGUGAUUUUAUUGGUGAUAAGAUUUUAUUACCAACAAGAGAAUAUGCAAGAAAGGGACGUGCUUAUUAUAAUGAACAUCUUUAUGAUACACAAGGUAAACCAUUACUUAGAAGUUCAUUAGAUCCUGUUUGCAGACCAAUUAAUUAUCAAAUUGAAGACUUUACCCUGAAAAACUUCCCAAAAGGUGAACCAGUUUCAAAUGAUUAUUCAAGUGAAGUUGAAAGAGGUUUAUGGUUAACUUAUGAUUUAAUGGAACGUGCAAUUCCAGUUGCUGAACAAGAAGUUUUUGAUGGUAUUAUGGCACCAUGUAAUUAUACUUCACAUGCAUUUGAAGUUUAUAAUGAACAUUUAGCAAAACAAGAAGGUAAUAUUUUCAAUUCAUCAAUUCAAGCAACUUACAAUACCUCAGUUGAUUUGACAAAUGAAGUUAUUAGUGAAACUACAAGUGCUUGGAAUAAGAUCUGGAAGAAAUCAGAUGAACCAUCAUCAACACCAGAAGGUCAAGAACAAUCACAAGAACACACCCAAAGUUCAGCUGUUCCGGCUAUGGCAUAG